Molecule: messenger RNA, 7655 nt
Organism: Electrophorus electricus (electric eel)
Lineage: Eukaryota; Metazoa; Chordata; Actinopteri; Gymnotiformes; Gymnotidae
Gene: arhgap21a
Product: Rho GTPase activating protein 21a
Biological process (GO): signal transduction
Molecular function (GO): protein binding
Source: RefSeq, a predicted model, not a curated record
UUAGAGUGCACACAAACCCUCAUACAUAGUUUCGCUCAUUAUUUAAACAGAUUUCUUAUGGCACGCUUAAGUGAAUGGCUUUUUGUUUUUAAUGUUCAUGAUAAUGCUGAUAGUCUAAAGCGGGUGUGUUUGUGUUUACCAACUCUAAUGCACCUGUGCUCUAUUAAUGACUUCUCUGGGGAUUCUUUUAAUGAAUUCACAGAACAAACCACAAGAUAGCAACCUUGGUUCUACAUCGCUCUGAAUGGUGAUCGUCACACAUGUGCUUUUAAACCUGGCUUUGUUAUUGGGGAACACACACAAGGUCUUCAAACAAUAAAGAAAGAAAGGCCCCCUCUCUAAGACCCUCCCUCCUCCAACUGUCCCAGAUCCAUUGUGCCAGAGAGGCAGCUGGGUGCAACACUGGCUGGCUUUGUGCUUCCACCAGACGCGCUGUAAACACGUUCUUCGUGCAUUCUGUUGGACCAUGUGGCAUCCAUGUUUUGUGCCUCACAGUACUGAUGUAGUUCAACAGCACACCGAGGAACAUAGAGGAACAUUAAUACAUUUGGAAAUGAAUAGUUUUAAGUUAGUAGUCCCCAUAUAUAUGUUACUCACUGAUGUUUGGUGUAUGUAUGUUUGUGAGUUUACAGGAAGGCCUUUGGCAAACUAACAUAUCUGGCUAGACGUGUACAUGGUAUUCCUUCCUGUCUGUACUGUACUGUUUUUUGCUUCACCAAAUCACCCAGUCCAAAGCACAAGGCAAUUUCCAAGCCCUCUAAAAGUUACAAACAGGUGCACCUGAGCAGAGGAAACGCAGAGAUGUGCAGUGCACCCGGAGCCCACAGACUCACCCCCGCGGGGCAGCGGGUGUAAUAUGCACGGUCAUUCCUUUCGGGAAAUCUGGAGCUCAUGCAGGCAUUUCAGGGCUCGACGAGCACGGGACAAGGAAUUUCUGUUCUGUUACUGCUGGGGCAUCGUUGGCAGCUGUUACCCAAGUUAGGACUGUGUAAAAGAUUUGUUUAGUCGCAAAUAUAUUGCGUGGUGACGUGCUGCCAAGACCUGCAACGCCUUAGCACACCUUCAGGGUAAUUAAAGUGACUCAGCGUUUCAGAAAGAAUGACAGAUCUCUGUGGCUUCUCAAGUAAUAUGUUUAACAAACUGAACACACACAAACAAAUCGCGCGUGCCCGCGCACACGCACGCACGCACGCGCGCGAGAAUACCCCACUACGCGUAAUAGAACAAAUUGACAUACCAAACCUAUGUAAGAAUGAACCCGGUUGGUUGAAAAUAAACCAGGAAUACAAAGCUGAUUGCUAUUGGAUGUAACUCCCGCGGGACGGGCGCGCGGGCGGCGUGGCGUCUCCGCGCUCACGGGCUCCUUAGUCCUCCACCGGCGCGCGGCCGAGUGCAAGCAGAAACGCUUUUCCCCUGGAAAACGAGCCGCAGGCACGUCGGUUUAAAUGCAGUCUUUAUUCUCUUCAUGCGCGCUUUAGGCUGCAGUAGCCUAAUAUGAAGUGUAAUAAUAACGGGCAGCCUGCCUCACUGGACGCGGAGUCGGCGGACACGGCGCGCGUUUAAAGACUCCGCGUUACACUUUAACGGGAAUCAAACGCGCCGCAUCUGCGUGUACGUGUCGCCGCUCAAACCGAAACGAUGAACUUUGCGGCGGGCGCAGUUUGUGCUGCUCGUAACAGGGUUGCAAGGUCAAGCCACGUGAGAAGAGCGGACGGUGUGGAUUAAGUUCAGUCCACGUUUCCCCCGACGGAAGUCCCGCUUGUUCUCAGAACUCCUGCCUCUUCCCUCGACUCCUCAAUGUGGGCUGCGGAGGACCUUUGCCUUUCUGGUUUGAAAUGAAAUAAUGGCGACACGCUGGGCUGGAUCUCCGCCCCGAGGUGACGGGGGAAAUGCCACCGCGUCGUCGGUGUGGCAGGCCAAGCGCAAGGAUGGGCGGGAUCAGAGCGAGAGCUGUCCUGUUUCUCCGGCGACAGAGGAGGAGCCUUUCUCCUGGGCGGGGCCCAAAACCCUCCGCCUGCGCCGCACGUCGGCGGGUUUCGGCUUCACUCUGCGCCACUUCAUCGUGUACCCGCCCGAGUCUGCCAUCCACUCCUCGCUCAAGGAUGAAGACCGUGGCAGUCAUGGGAGACCACGAAACCGGCUUGAGCCAAUGGACACCAUCUUUGUCAAACAGGUGAAGGAGGGUGGCCCCGCCCAUCGCGCUGGACUCUGCACAGGGGACCGUAUAGUGAAAGUGAACAGAGAGUGCAUCAUUGGGAAGACGUACUCCCAAGUGAUAGCCUUGAUACAGAACAGUGAUGCGUCUCUAGAGCUCAGUGUGAUGCCAAAGGAUGAAGACAUUUUACAGUUGUUCUCCAGGGACAUCACAGCUCUGGCCUAUUCCCAUGACGCGUACCUCAAAGGACAUGAAGCCUAUAGUGGGAAUGCCCACAACAUCCCCGAGCCUCCGCCCAUAAGCUACCCACGGAUAGAAACGAAAAUCUCAGGGAUGGUCCUAGCUGUGGAGCCUCCUGGGCCCGCGGAGGCCUUGUGUGCGGCGGGGCAAGCGACAAGCCGGCGCUCCAAUCCUGAGCUGAGCUACCGCAUGGAACUCCCGGUUCCGCCUUCGUCCCUUCCUCCCUCUCAGGUCGCCAAGCCCCCGGCUGCGGUGUGUGCGUACAGCGAGAGCGCGAGGGCGGUGGCAGAACCGGCCGGGCCCCCGGAGCAGCCGGCUCCGCCCACCUGGUCUGACUCGACCCCCAGCCACAGGACCGAGGAGAACAGGUACGGCGCGCCGGCGGACGCGGACGCGGCCGCGGGCCGGCCCCGCGGACAGUUGCGGUACGGCCCCGUUCAGGUACACAGCCAGUCCUACCCCGACGUCUCGCCCACGGCCUCGCUCGGACCGGUCGUGCCUGCAGCCCCUGCGCCCGUCUCUGCCUCCACAUCACCCUGCUCCACCCGCCACAACAUCGACUGGAGGAAUUACACCACCUACAAGGAGUACAUCGACAACAAACGCCUCUAUAUGUACGGCUGCCGGACUAUUCAGGAACGCCUGGACAGCCUCCGAGCAGCAGCGGCCCGUGGGACACCUGAGCACAGCAGGACGCCGGCGGCCUCUGAGCCGGGGCGGGGCGUGGGCGGAGCCCUGCUUCGGAGGAGGAGCGCAUCUCACGAACGAGUUCACACGAGCCCUGCAGUGGCUCCGCCUCCUCGCAGUGCAUCUCAGGAGAGGCUGCUGGGGGCGGAGCCAACGGCGGCGGCGGCGCGGGACUGGCCCCGGAGCGCAUCGGAGGACGCCAUAACGUCUCUGCCAGCGGGCGUGCACGAGCCCAGGGCGCGCUCCUGUGAUUGCCUUGGGAGGCAGCGCGAGGGUGGGGCGUCUCCACUGGACAUGCGGGCGCGCGGCCCCACGGAGGCACACGACAGGCUGCUGCUUUACGCAGGCGACGGGGCCUCCAGGUGCCGCAGGAAUCCCAGCACGUUGCACAGAACCGCGAGCGGCUACGCCCACGACGGGCGGGGUGGGAGUUACCCGGGGCUGUCCGCCACACCUCUCCUGUCCAAAGGUACGGGCCCGGCGCUGAGCUCUAGGGCGCAGAGUCUGGGCAACACCGCCGCUCUUCCUCUGGUACCCCGCCUCGCAGCGCAGACGGCAGCCGCCAGCCUGCCUCCUGCCUCCUAUGUCGCCUCUGCCCUAGCUUCCCUGCACGCCCGCGGUGGCGCCCCUAGAGACCAAAGACCUGCGCCCGUGGACGUCCACCUGUGCCCUGGCCAGGGACAGACGGAGGCGGGGCUGGGAGUCAGCGACGUCGUCAGCCUCCCUCCUGCAGGAGGCGGCGAAGGGGCUGAUGUCACAGUGGUGGUGCUGAGGCGGCAAAAACCCGGAGCUCCGCCCCUCCGCCACCCGUCCUACAUCCAGGCCGUGAGUGAGCGUGAGGGCUCCGGGGACACGCCCACGUGCUGGCUGGCCAAUGACUCGCGCCGGGACGUGCUCGUGCUGCGUCGCGGAGAGCAACACAAGCCCUCGGGAUCCGCCCACCUGGACAACUCGCUGGACUCCAUCCCUUUUAUUGAUGAGCCAUCCAGUCCUAGUGUGGAACACGACAUUGCCCACAUUCCAGCAUGUGCCGUCAUCUCCAGCACACCGGUCAUUGCCGAGCCCCACGUCAUGCCAGCGAGCCCCACCUCCGCCCUCAUCCGCCGACAGCUGUCCCAUGACCAAGACUCCUUACGGCUCACGAUUUUGGAGUCGGAUUCUGGGACCAAAACGGAACGAUCGAAGUCCUACGACGAGGGGCUGGAUCAUUUCCGGGAAGGACGUGGGAGGACCAUAAAGCAGGUCCCUGCACUGAGAGGCCUUAGGAAGGCUGUUGAUGGGUCUUCUGAAGACUCGGGCUCCAGGAGGAACUCUUCAUCAGACGUCUUCAGUGAUGCCACCAAGGAAGGACUGCUCUACUUUCGCCAGCUCAACUCAGACAAGGGCAAGCGUGUAGGCAGUGGUCUGCGUCCAUGGAAACAGAUGUAUACAGUUCUCCGCGGCUGUUCCCUUUAUCUACACAAGGACAAAAAGGAGGGUCCGGCCUAUGCCAGCUCCCUGAUUGAAGAUGACCCUCGGCCAAUCAGCAUCAAGGCCUGCUUGAUUGACAUCUCCUACAGCGAUACAAAGCGAAAGAACGUACUGCGGCUGACCACGUCCGACUGCGAGUACCUGUUUCAGGCCGAGGACAGAGAUGACAUGCUGUCCUGGAUCAGAGCCAUCCAGGAGAACAGCAACCUGGAUGAGGAGAAUGCACUGAUUACCAGCACAGACCUCAUUAACCGCAAAAUAAAGGAAUACAACACAUUGAUGAGUCCAUCCAGCAGUAAAACGGAGCCAUCUCCCAGGUCCUCUCGCCAGUCUCUUAGUAUCAGACACGCACUGCUGGGGAGUAAAGGGGACAGUAAAGUUAGUGUGGCCUCCCCCAGCAAGGAGCAUGAGAGGAGGGGCUUGCACAAAGAUGAGGCGAGCCCACCCAGGGACAAAGGUCAGUGGAGGAAAGCCAUCCCGGGGCUCAUGAGGAAACCGUUCGAGAAGAAGACCACUCCGGGGGUCACGUUCGGCGUGAGGCUGGACGACUGUCCUCCCGCACACACCAACAGAUUUGUUCCUCUGAUUGUGGAGGUGUGCUGUAAGCUCGUAGAGGAGAGGGGGUUGGAGUACACUGGGAUUUACCGGGUGCCUGGCAACAACGCUGCCAUUUCCAGCAUGCAGGAGGAGCUGAACAAGGGUGUGGGAGACAUCGAUGUCCAGGCAGAGAAAUGGAAGGACCUAAACGUGAUCAGCAGUUUACUGAAGUCCUUCUUCCGGAAGCUUCCGGAGCCUCUCUUCACGGAUGAGAAGUAUGCCGACUUCAUAGAUGCUAACAGAACAGAGGACCCAGUGGAGAGACUGAGGGCACUGAAAAGACUGCUGCAUGCGUUGCCAGAUCACCACUACGAGACACUCAAAUUCCUCUCAGCACAUCUCAAAACAGUGGCAGACAACUCGGAGAAGAACAAGAUGGAACCCCGCAACCUGGCUAUCGUGUUCGGACCCACUCUGGUGCGCACAUCUGAUGACAACAUGACCCACAUGGUUACGCACAUGCCGGACCAGUACAAAAUAGUGGAGACCCUCAUUCAGCACUAUGACUGGUUCUUCACUGAUGAGGGCGGCGAGGAGCCAGCGACCUCAGUUCAGCAGGAGAGCGCAGUGGAUACUCAGCCCGUGCCCAACAUCGACCACCUGCUGACCAACAUAGGCCGCACGGGCACCGCCCCAGGGGAAGUGUCAGAUUCACCCACUAGUGAUUCUGCUAAAUCUAAGGGCUCGUGGGGGUCAGGGAAGGACCAGUACAGUCGCGAGCUGGUCUCCUCAAUCUUUGCUGUGGCGAACCGCAAAAGAAAGAAGCAUCCAGACAAGCUUUUGGCCAGCAGCUCAGAUGAUGACCUGGAUCCUGACUUUCCUAAGAAGGAGCUCCCCAACCACAAGCAGAACCAGCAGGCUGUCGCAGGAGACACCAGCCCCAUCCCACACGACGAGCUUGCCGCUGGAGCAAAGCAUGAUGGGAAAGAUGGAGAAACGAUACUGAAGAUCAGAAUGGAGCACAGGAACUCUUUCUUCAUUAGAGAAAAGGCCCUGCCCACAGCCUCCCCGAAACAAUCCAUCUCACCCAACCUCAACUACCGUACCUCGGCGCCCACCAAGAGCUCCCUCUCCGACCCCCCUUCCCAGGUGGAUGAAACUACCUCAGAUCUGGGCACCAUGAGCUCUGGAGCCUCUGUGCCCAGGAGCAGGCCCAGGAGAUGGGGCACGGUGCCCCCUGCUGGUCUGGAGCUGUCACUGCUUGCUGGAGCCUCUGCCACUGCAGAGGUGAGCUCCAUCACCUCAGACUACUCGACCACCUCAUCCAAUACCUUCCUGACAGGGGUGGAGUCGAGCGUGCUCAGUCCAGAGGUGCAGUCGGUGGCAGAGAGCCGGGGUGGUGACGAGGCUGACGACGAGCGUAGUGAACUCAUCAGUGAAGGACGACCCAUGGAGACAGACAGUGAGGGAGAGUUUCCUGUCUUCACCAGCAGGGGCGCUGCCACUCCUGCCUUGGACUGUGUGCCCGGCAAGGCCGAACCUACUAAAGAUGUAGACAGCAACAGCCAAAAACCAGAAAGCCGCCGCCUCCUGCCAUCGCAUAAGCUGAUGGAGUGUGACACGUUGUCCCGAAGGCGGUCACUGCGGCAGAAGACGGACAGUGAGUCGUCCGUUGAGGGUGUGGCCAGUGGCGGUGGGCGGGGGCCCAGCCGGAGCGAACCGAACCGCCUCUCUCGUGUUCUGGAGGCGAUGAAGAAAGGCCGUUCCAGCGGCAGCCUGAGCUCCACCUCCUCCUCCCGCAGCGAAUCAGAACGCGGCGAGCCGGCAAGGCGCCUUAAAAUCACAGAGAGGCUGAAGUCGCACCUCCGCUCGUCCGCUGACGACAUGUUCGGCCUCGGCUGGCAGAGGAGCCGCCUGCAGGACUCGGGCAGCAGGAAGAAGGGCGUCCGGCGCCGCCACAGCAUGAGCGGCCAGCGGGACUUUAGUGAGCUUGCCGUCAUCAAUGACUGGCGUGAGCAAGGUGGUCCAGACCAAAGGGCGGAGUUAUCUCCCACGGAACGCCCCAAACCGCAGCGUGGCACCCGGGACGUGUCCAUCCGGGACUGGAUCGCACGGGAGCGCUGGCGAGGAGGAGGAUCUCGGGCCGGCACGCAGCCCAACAGGUCAGAGGUCAAAGCAGGUGUGGGAGAGGCGCUCUGUAACCUUGCCUCAGCCCCAAGCCCCCAGAUGAGCACGGAGCAAGUGAACGGGGGAGCAGGAGCGCAGGGGAAGGGCGUGACCUUGGUCACUGACACACACCCACACACAGUGUCGGGGGCACAUGUCCGCUCCCGAUUCUACCAAUGCCUAUAAACAAAUGCAGCCAUCUGUCUGCAUGUCUGCAUGUCUGCGUGUGUGCGUCUGUGUCUGUGUGGGCAUAGAUGUAUGUGUAAAAUGAAUGCUAGAAGGAUGACAGUGAAUGGAUGCUAAUAGAGAUAGGGUUACUGCACAAUAUUUUAUCUUUUUAACCUCUCUUCCCGCCUUUUUUAAAGAAAGUAUAAAUAAAUAUGAAUAUAUAUAUAUAGAA